AUGUACGUUACUCCGUUUGAAUUUCUGCUUAGUGGCAUGCUGCCGGUGUUCCUUGGUCCGGCAAUUACGAGAUGUCGUCUGUUCACAACCGUCCUGUGGGUAACGUUCGUUAUGUGGGAUACCAUCGGAGAUCACUCCGGUUACCACCUACCAUUUUUGAGUAGCUCUGAGGCUCACGACUAUCAUCACCAAAAUUUCAACCAGUGCUACGGAAAUUUUGGAUUGUACGAUCAUCUCCAUGGCGAUGAUCCAGACAUGCUGUACGUUUGGUACUUAUCCAUUUACACCUACGGACUGUUCUGGACCUUGGGAGGACUUUUCUUAACGAUGGACCUCACGAACCGGCCCAAGUUCAUGCGCAAGUACAAAACGCAACCAGGGACUCACGAACCGUUAGAAUGGGAACGCUUCAAGCAGCUCGUCAAAACGGUCGUCUUCAACCAGAUCCUUCUAGGCUUCCCAGUUACGUACGCCGCGUAUCACGGCGAUGAUCCAGACAUGCUGUACGUUUGGUACUUAUCCAUUUACACCUACGGACUGUACUGGACCUUGGGAGGACUUUUCUUAACGAUGGACCUCACGAACCGGCCCAAGUUCAUGCGCAAGUACAAAACGCAACCAGGGACCCACGAACCGUUAGAAUGGGAACGCUUCAAGCAGCUCGUCAAAACGGUCGUCUUCAACCAGAUCUUUCUAGGCUUCCCAGUUACGUACGCCGCGUAUCACGGUAGCAAAAUGUUCAUCACCAUGCCGGAUGUUCGCGUUGUGCCGUCGUUGGUUGAGUUUUUGCGCGAUAUGAUCAUCUGCAUUCUGGCGUGGGAAACAUCAGCCUACUACUCCCACCGGAUGUUCCAUAGUCGCCGCUUUUAUCAGCGAUUCCACAAACUGCACCACGAAUGGCGAGCGCCAGUGGCUGUGACAGGGAUGUACGUUACUCCGUUUGAAUUUCUGCUUAGUGGCAUGCUGCCGGUGUUCCUUGGUCCGGCAAUUACGAGAUGUCGUCUGUUCACAACCGUCCUGUGGGUAACGUUCGUUAUGUGGGAUACCAUCGGAGAUCACUCCGGUUACCACCUACCAUUUUUGAGUAGCUCUGAGGCUCACGACUAUCAUCACCAAAAUUUCAACCAGUGCUACGGAAAUUUUGGAUUGUACGAUCAUCUCCAUGGUACCAACGACGAGUUUCGGAAAAGAAAACAAUACCAAAGAGACCAUCGAAUUUUCAGCUUCAAAUCUGCCAGGGAGCUUGUACCGGACAAAUAG
Anopheles cruzii is the source of this 1260-nucleotide messenger RNA. Its product is annotated as fatty acid hydroxylase domain-containing protein 2-like. The transcript has 5 exons. The record is from RefSeq and is a predicted model, not a curated record. Gene Ontology annotation, biological process: sterol biosynthetic process. Lineage: Eukaryota; Metazoa; Arthropoda; Insecta; Diptera; Culicidae. Bases 1 to 1260 code for a protein of 419 amino acids. Gene Ontology annotation, molecular function: C-4 methylsterol oxidase activity; iron ion binding.